GAACUAUGAGCCCCUCCUCCAAGACACACCUUUUCCUCCGUGGUCCUCCGGCGUUUCUUACCUUCUUUCCGCUCCUCUCAGCGUCGUUGUCUGGCUGUGAACUCUCACCCCAGCUGCUUGGGAAAUGUCACACAGGCAGGGAGGCCCGUGCUGCAGUAGGGGGGCGUAAUAGGAAGGAAAAAAAUAACAUUUUCUCCGUUCUCAGCGCAUCAUUCAGCAGAGGCUCUGCCGUGCAAGUGCCACAUCCCGCUACCAACCACCACCACCAACAGCAGCAGCAGCCGCCGAUAACGCACCGCAGUCUCGGUGCUCGUUUCGCAUUAAACCUGAUAUAUAUUAAUAAAAAAAAAAAGCCGUGGCAGACAUGGGACAGAGCCGUCAUCCUCUCUCAAAGAUGUCCACGCAGGAGGCCUACUGGCUCGUGAAGCAGCUGCCCAGUAGAAGAUCCUGGGAUUGAGACGUGAAUCCCUUUACACCGAUGGCCUGGACUGAGUUUCAGCUGGCCUGCUGAAGCUAUGGGGAGCUGCUGGAGCUGUCUGUACAGAGACCCCAUCCGAGACAACCAUCUCACCAAAUUUAAGGUCAUUAAUGUUGAUGAUGAAGGCAACGAGCUGGGCUCUGGGAUCAUGGAGCUCACCCAGACUGAGCUCAUUCUUCACACACGCAAAAGAGACGCCAUCCGGUGGCCGUAUCUCUGCCUGCGACGCUACGGCUAUGACUCCAACCUGUUUUCCUUUGAGAGCGGCCGCCGCUGUCAGACAGGGCAGGGAAUCUUUGCAUUCAAGUGUUCACGGGCUGAAGAGAUCUUCAACCUGCUCCAGGAGCUGAUGCAAUGCAACAGCAUCAAUGUGGUGGAGGAGUCAAUGAUGAUGAGUCGAAGUGGCCACACACCAGAGAUGGACAUGUCUCGGACACCGCAGACUCCCAACACUCCAGCUUUUCCUGUCCAGUCCUUUCCAAACGGAUAUCCAGGUUAUCCCAUCAGAGGGGAUUCCUCCCAACCAUCUCUUGAUGAUCAUGGACACAGCCUCAUGGCUUUGGAAGACCAGACUCACACCUAUGUGAAUACCGUGAGUAUGGACGGAGAUCUUUCCAUGCGUCACUGUGUGCACUCUCUACCUGAGGUGCGGCCUAGCGCUUUGCCCGAAACGACACGUGGAGCCAUGCCUGUCGGAGGCCAAGGGAACCCACAGUCCAACAUGAGAUGCUGCCCGCUUGAGGAGCGCAAAGACCCACAGGUGUUCCUACAGCCGUCCUCGCAGGAGGUCAAGUUCAUGUUGGGGCCCACUCCAGCUCAGCGCCAUCUCAUGGAGAGAGAGAGGCUCGGGCACAAUCCUCACAACCUUCAGCCAGCAGAGGGUGCUACAGGUUCAGAGACGGAGGGGGACGAGCCUGGGAUGCACUUGUGCAACUCUCACUCCUAUCACCAUUUCCAUCACCACAUGCACCGGCAUCCGAGCCACGAGCACCCAGACAGCUCCCAGAGUGGCGAGCUCACCUACGAGAACAUCAACGGCCUGCGGAGCGGCCGAAAGCAGCGCCUGAGCCCCAGCAGCGUGUCGCAGUCUGUGGGCUCGAGCAGCAGCAGCAGCACUGGGGAUAGCCACUCACACUCACUGUUGCACUCACACGGCCACGGCCCUUCAUCUCUGCCGCCUCAGGGCUACGCCUGUGAGAGGGGCAUGGGCGGAGGCCACCGCCGGACAGCUCUUCUCAACUACGAAAACCUGCCCUCACUGCCACCUGUGUGGGAGUACAGCGCCUUGCAGCGGGAUGAUGAGCAGGAGGAGGACGAUGAAGAUCAGGAUGAGGAUGAAUAUGAAGAAGAGGAGGAUGACUUUGAUGAGUACGAGUUCUCAGAAGGCCCAGGAACACCCAACGGGUACCACCAGGACAGUCGGGGUAUCCACCGAGACGCCCUUCAGAACUAUGUCAACACAGAGCAGGUGCAGCCGACCCGGCUCCGGCACCCCUGUCCCCCGCAUCCUCGGGCGUGUCGACCAGACAGCGCAGGGCGAAUAUUUAGCUUCGAUUUCCGAAGGCGAUCACGUUCAGGGGUCGGAGGUUGCGAGCACGGUCACAUGCCUCCAUCGCGGCAGCUGAAUUACAUCCAGGUGGACCUGGAGGAAGAACCUCCCCGCCAAGCCCUUGGCAGCGGGGGUGCCCAGCCACAGCACCAGCGUCUACCACCCAAUCAAUGUGGCCCGCCGGUACCCAGACGCAGCGAGUGCUACGCCGUGAUUGACCUGAAGAAGACCGCUGCCAUGUCCAACCUGCAGAAAGCACUGCCCAGGGAUGAUGGGACCUCCAGAAAGACUCGCCACAACAGCACAGACCUGCCUCUGUAAAUGAAGUUCAGACUGGAGACAGAUGAAGGCCUCAUCCUCAUGUUAGCACACUGGACCCUUCACUGUCAUCCAUCCAUUCAAGAGUUGGGCUGACUAAAACGGUACAGGUACCUAAUUAGAAACUCGGUGAAAGUGAAUUGUGAAUGGAAAUGAGAAAAGUCUGAGGAGAAUUUGAAGUUAUCUUUAUUUGUCAAACAUCAGGUUAAAACUUUCUUAAGAGCAUCAAGUUUCAUAUAAAUAUCUGAAGCCAGUGCCUUGCAGAAGUACUUGUGUCUCUUAAAGUUUUUCACAAUUUGUAAUGUUACGAACACAAAUGUAAAUGCCUUUAUGAAGGGAUUUUAUGUGAUGGACCAACACAAAGUAAUACUUGAUUGUGAAGGGAGUAAAAAUUGGUAUUUUUCGACAGGUUUAAAAGAUUUACAGCCUUUGACAGGCUUUCUCCCAGGUUUGAACUGGAAUUAGCUUCAUCCAUCAUCUUAUCAACUCUGACCAGCUUCCCUGGUCCUACUAAGGAAAACUGUCUCCCCAGCAUGAUGGUGCCUCCACUAUGUUUCACAGUGAGGAUGAUGUUUUCAGGUUGAUGUACAGAUAUGUUUUUUAUUUACACCAGAAAUUUAGACUCCUUAUCAUGCCAGCAAAUCUUCCCACCUCAGCUGUGGAUCACUGCAGCUCCUCCAGAGUCACUAUAAUCCUCUUGGCUGCCUGUAUGUCCACAGGAGUAAAGUUGUGUUUUUGCAGAGAUAAAAUUAGUCACAGGUGAAAAGUAUUGAUUGAUUAGAUGACUUUGGAAGUCAGUUAGUUGCAUUGAACUUUAUUAUUAUUGUGCUGGUCCGUCUCAUAAAAUCCCAAUGACAUGCAUUGAGGUUUGGUUCAGGUAUGACGAGGUGUUUUGCAAGACGCUGUUUCUUCUAAAUAUGAUACUUUAUGCUUCGCUGUUGUCUAACAGAGGUCUUCAUUUUUGGUGGAAGAAGUCAUUGCCAUACGGUAUUAUCAAGUUUGAUAUUACUUGCAUUUCAUUCAUGUUUUUUUUUUUUUUUUUUUUUACAUGUAAUAUUCUAAAUAUCAGAGAUGCAGCCGUCAUCAGAGAGGAACUAUUGAUGGCAUGAAGGCAGGUCAACGGUUUCUUUUCUGACCGGUGUUCAUACCUCAUCACAAGCACUUAAAUCUAAUAUUGUGGCUCGUAUGUUUAUUACUGUAUGCCUAAAAAGCAUUUUGCACACAAUCCUAUGGAAUUGUAUCGAAUCAUAUUGUAGAAGCCGUCUUAACCGAGCAGUUUGAAAGGGGGAAGAAAAAAAACAGGAUAAAAAGAAAAGAUUGGGAGAUUUGGAGAGUGGUACUUAACUGUAUGACGGUAAACGUAGCACACGCGGAGUAAAUUAAGUUUGGCUCUCUGCUGUUGGCAUGCAGAAAUCAAAAUCGUAGCAUAUCAUCCUCAGUCACAUCUCCUGCAUAUCAUUCCUGACGCAAGGGAGGGUGGGUCCAUGCCAGUCACGUUGCACUUUUGACUUUAGGCCACUUUGUCACCACUGCAGCCACAGGUUGGGUCCUUUUUGCCACAAAAAUGGGGGCCAAAAGGGACACUGUUCGACAUCAGCUUCAAUAGUUUAAUAAAGUGUUCUCGGUUAGAGACGUUGAUGACCUCAAACAGUGGCAUUAAGCUGUAACCUCAUGGGAACUGAGCUAAAUCUGUGAUUUAUCAGUUAACAGGGCUGUUUUGAAGGGGGUCUAAGCAUGUUGCAAAGUCAUAAAGUUGCUUUUUUUAAGUUAUUUAUAAACCGUCUCAAAUAUUUAUUUAUUUAUAACAUAUUUAUUUAUUCAUUAUGAAAAAAGUGUAAUUUAUUUUUCCUUCAUACGAUGACCAGCGUUUUGUAGUCCAGUAGAUAAUCUGGAGACCAAAGUUUCACCUCAAAUUAUCACUGGACUCUGGUGUAUUACUGUUAUUAAUAUGCUUAAGUAUAUUUUUGAAAAAAAAGAAUGACUGUAUUUAUAUUUUAAGUGCCAAAUUGUAAUUGCUACCAGUAGGAAGAAUUAAAAAGUGAAAUGUGCCAUAGGGAUUUUUUUAGGGGGAAAUUGCGGGAGAGAUGAGGCACAAAGUGAAAAUGGGUGAAGAGGGGUACAAAUAAAUACAACAAUCCAGUUUUUUGAAAGUUUUUCAAAUUAAAAUAAUAAAAACCACACAUUCCACCUCAUCCACAUCGAUAGCCAUGCUAAAAGGAAACACGAGAAGGAUAAUCUUUUAGUCUGAUAAUCACUGUUCUGGUGGUUUUUUGCUGCUACUUGUACAUACUAACAGUAGCCCAUAUAAGCUACAGGUACAUGUCAAAAUGAGAAAAAUAAUGUGAUGUCAGACUUUUUACCAUGUUGUCAAUAGGAAUAGUGUCGUUGUCGUCUUCUGGUUUUAUUUGUGGGCGGCAGGAAUGUCACGGCUCAUUUCGGAGGGGGUCAAUAUGGUCAAAACUUCGUUCCAUGCAGGCAGAUUUAUCCUGAACUGACUGAAAGAAACAGUAAGGGAAUCACAGGCAUUCAUCUUUAUUCUGAUUGCUCAUAUUAGCUUUGUGUGUAAAGCUGAUGGAAAGAGAGAUGGUUUUUAGAUUUACUCUUGUGGAAUCUUUGGAAGGCAGAUUCACUGUGGCGUUUAACUCAAGGUGAUCUUUUUGUCUUUCAGCCAGAGUGUUAAUUUGAAACAGGUGCAGACUCUCAACUUCUGACGGGGGUUUUUUUUGGCUUCAUAGACUGCUUUAGGUGUUAAACAAAGGAAAACACUGCAGAUCACCAUGUUAGUAAAACAUAUGUUUUAUUUACAAAAAAAACUUUGAAAUGAUUUAAUUAGUGAUGGGGAAAAAUAUAUCUGUAUCUCAGUGACUGUGUCUUUCUCUACGUGGUACCUAAAAUUCAGAUUUUAUCUGUGUGUCUAUCAGUUAAAAGGGGGUGUUAUGAAAAGUCAUCUUGAAACUUUAUAUAGUUUUCUGUUAUUCUCUCUACAAAAUAAUACUUGGUGGACCUGGGAGUUUGCUGAGCCCAUCAUAGGAACUUCUUCUCAGUCCCAACACUUGUAAGAAUGGCCACAAAGAACAUAAUGGAGGAGCAUUGUCGUGAUGAUGUCUUGAAAGCAGCGUGUAGGAAAGAGCAGGAGCUAAAGAGACGUAGCCCCAUCUUCCAGGCGUCAAAUUGCUUCGUCAAUUUUUUUUUUAAGCCAUGUUAAAAGUCAUACAGCAUUUUCAUAACAACUGAAAGCAGAUGGUUACCUAAUAGUUGUGUAAAAUGGCACAGUUUUGUUAAUAAAGGACAUAAUACCCCUCUUUUAACAUUUUUCCCACCUCUACAGUGUAACUUUUAGGACAGAUUUUAUUCUGACGCAGACUUUAUUUCCAAGACCUUUUCAUCUGAAGAUGUUUUUGCUGAGUCUUUUUAUUUUAUUGCCUUUCAGUCAUAGGUCUGAUGGUCUGACAUCUGAGGCCGUUUGUUCUAAUGUGUGAGGAUGAAACCUGAGGAUGUCCUAAAAAGUACACUGCACAACUGCAGCAGAAGCUUCAAAUAACUGCAUCAGAAGUUGAGAGCUUGUAUUUUAUUUAGUUUUUGUACUGGAUAAAAAAAAAAGACAUCUUGAAGCCAACAUUGAUGGCUGAAGCAUUGAUGCACAGAGGGAUGUUUACAUUUUUGCAAUAAUAGGACUAUUAUUGUUUCACAGAUCUAAAUUGGAACAUGUGAAGUGUGAAAUCUGUAGCUUGUAGAGCUGUAAGCUAUAUGUGCGUGUUCGCCUUCAAGGAGCAGAUGUAGAAAAUCUACCAAAAAAGUGUUUUCUUUAUUGUUACUUGACUCUUACAUCACCAUGCAGUAGGUGACCACUGAGAGUGCUUGUAGUGGAUUAUCUCGUGUUACAACUUUUAAAGCAGCGGUGUUUAAUCUUACAAAAAUCAGCAGGUGAUCUAUGUGUAUUUUUGACAUGUGGUUUUAAAGUCAUUAAACUAACUGUGGUAACUACUUUUCUUAUUAAAUAAUAAAUUCACCAGUUUUUUAAAGCAUCAGCACCAGCUUCUUUUGUGUUCAUGUGCCAACAAUCAGUAGAAAUGGGAACAUGAAACGAACAUCCUCCAGGUCUUUCUGUUGCCAAGCCGUUAAGUGAUCGUAUUCCUCUCGAGGUCAAGCGAAGUGCAGCUCUGAGCUCAGUAACUCUGUGGAGGUGGAUUCACGUCCAUGCUGUCUCAAGGCUCUCAGAACUGUUGAGUGUUGAUGCUUGAGGCCCUGUUUCACACAGGUGUUAAGAAUGCCAGUUAAAAUUAGUUUUUUGUAAUCUGGGGGGCAAGUAGCUACAAGUUGAGAUCAUAAAUCCAUCCCAUCAAUAGUUUUGACAAACUGGAUUUACAGAAGAAAGAAGUUGAAGUAAAAAAAAAAAAAAAGGGCUUGCUCUGUUUUUACUGUGCAAAAUGUGAUUGCGUCCAUAUACCUUGCGUGUUUAUUUUAUUUUAUUUGCAUUGUGCCUUGCAUUCUCACACUGGUUUAACAUUUUCUCUGCUGGAAGUGAAGGUGUUUUUUUUUGUUUGCUUGUUUGUUUGUUUUUAAAGGUGCCUGUUGGAAGUUUGGAGACACAACGAGGCUUAAAGGAAAACGUUUUCAAUUUCAGGUUCUGAAAAUAAUGUGCCAACAUCUGAUUUGCAUAUCACUGCUUUGACGAGAUUUUCACUGAAAGAAUGUUUGAAUCAGUUGGUUAAAUUAUAGUCUCUGCUCAGAUUUGGAGAAGCAUGUUGCCACUCUCUUGUCUUUGCUUUAUUCCAUGGUCUAAAAACUUUUUCUUUUUUUUUUUCAGAAACAUUUGCCACAGAGUCCAAAAUAUAUCUAAAAUAAAAUCAUAAAUCCUCUUUUGUGUAGAGUACAAUAAUAAGACUAAACUUUUCAGAUGGUGUUUAAAGCUUACCAACAUCUUGACUAGCUCUGCUCUCUGUUGAAGACAUGUCUGCUCCUGUACAUGGGUGUCAACAGCCAUUACCUGCCAUUGUGCCCCUGUGAAGGUUUAACGGAAAAUAUCAAGCACUUUAAUGACUUCAGUUUGAAACAAGAAGACUUACAUGAUCAUAAAUGUAUGUGGAUCUUUUUCCUGUAUGAAAUUUUCACAAACUUGUGGUUUUCUUUUGCUUCCCAUUGAUGCAGCGCUAUGGGAAAACAUUUGUCCCUGUUAACAAGGCAGUAAACAGGAUCAUCAUUGCCAUCAUACAGUUUGUCAGAGUUUCAAAGUCAUUGGCUUUAUGGAGCAGCUGUAGUUUACAACACUACCUGUGGGCGCCUCAGUAGCUGUUUUCUCCUGCUGAUUUGUCUCAUCUGGAAAAAGGUGAGACAAAUAACUACAUAUAUACACAUUCACACUAAGGGCACUUUACAGUCACCAGAUAAUCCGACAUGCAUGUUCCUGAAGUCUGGGAGGAAACUGGAGUCUCCUGCAGAAACUGACGCAUAUACAGGAAAGAACAUAAAAACUCCUCAGAUCCCAGCUCUGCAUCCUAAAAUUAUAUUAAAAUGGUGCCAUUGAAGUUGCACUUUGAAUCCGUUGGGAUCAUUUUUGAUGUUGCAUUUAUAGCAAAGACUCGGGAGUGGCGUUAUUGUACUUCUCCAACUCUUGGGUAGUCUUUUGAAAUGUGGAUGUCAACCUGUCAAAUCUGAAUGCACCAUCAUUGUUUUGUAAGAACUAACAAGAGCAGAAAAUUGUUUCAGAAGACAAAUUAAUGAAGGCAUAAAUCAUGACCGAAGCUGUGUAUUGUCAAAUAAAAGGAGUUAAAUAUCAGGGGAUUGUGCUGAAUUUCAUGACAAUCUGAUUUCUCAUCAGCUGACAACUGUUCUCGUAGUGACCAUGGGAAUACUUUAUUUAUUUAUUUAUUUAUUUAUUGUGCACUUCUCAAACAUGGAUUUUAAUCGAUGUGUACGUUUUUAAAGUAGGAUUUAAUUGAAAUCUGGCAUCAGAUUCUAAAAAAUGCAGUAAAACCAGAGAGACAAACCCAGCAGUCAGUGCCACACAUCAUCUUCACUAAGUUUCCAUUCUCGUUUUAGUGAUUUGCCUCUUUUUUUUUUUUUGUAUGCAUCAUAUUUAAAAAUAUCUUCCUUCGGACAACAUUAUCCAAAUAACAUGUUGUUAAACCUCAACUUUCUGUCCCAGCUGUGAGUAAAAUCUGUCAAAUACUGAAAGUAUCAGAAGACUAAUAUCUCAUGUUAUAACUGUGUAUUUUACUUUUAAAUCUCUUUUUCUUGUCUGGGACUGGCUGUAAUUGCCACCAGAGGGUGAUGUACAUGUACGGGUCUGAGCUGUACAUUUUUCCUUUUUUUUGUGACAGAUUUGUGUAUUUAUGUGCAGGUGGGAAUAAAACUUUGUGACUACUA
Messenger RNA from Gambusia affinis (western mosquitofish), 8711 nucleotides. It is a transcript of the gene frs3, whose product is annotated as fibroblast growth factor receptor substrate 3. Gene Ontology annotation, biological process: cell surface receptor protein tyrosine kinase signaling pathway. Bases 516 to 2348 code for a protein of 610 amino acids. The transcript has 7 exons. Gene Ontology annotation, cellular component: cytoplasm. The record is from RefSeq and is a predicted model, not a curated record. NCBI's taxonomy places the organism in Eukaryota, Metazoa, Chordata, Actinopteri, Cyprinodontiformes, Poeciliidae.